UCCCGCCCGCCCCGGUGACCCUCGGUUGCGGUCGGGGUUUCGCGCAGCGCUCCCGAGCCUGCUCUCGGAACGAGCAGGGGAGGGGACUCAGCCGGCGCCCCAGGGCAGAAAGCCUGCGCUGCACCCAGCGGGCCGGAGCCCUGCGUUGCGGCAGCUCAGAGGUGGCAUCGUGAGGGGUGGCACAGCCUGCAGGGAGCGGCGGGUGCGAGCCUGCCGGCGACAGGAAAGCGAACCUGCGGCGGCAUGGCGGGGCUGCGGGUGAGGCGGGGCCCCGGGCCCGGGCUGCUGGCGCUGUCCACGCUGGGUUUCUGCCUGAUUCUCCAAGUCAGUGCCAAGAGGCCCCCCAAAACGCCCCCCUGCCCGCCCAGCUGCUCCUGCACCAGGGACACCGCCUUCUGCGUGGACUCUAAGGCGGUGCCCAGGAACCUGCCCUCUGAGGUCAUCUCCCUGACCCUGGUGAAUGCUGCCUUCUCAGAGAUCCAGGAUGGAGCCUUCUCCCACCUGCCACUGCUGCAGUUCUUGUUGCUCAACUCCAACAAGUUCACGCUGAUUGGAGACAACGCCUUCACAGGACUGUCCCACCUGCAGUACCUCUUCAUUGAAAACAAUGACAUCUGGGCCCUAUCCAAGUUCACCUUCAGGGGACUCAAGUCCUUGACACACCUCUCACUGGCCAACAAUAACCUGCAGACACUGCCUAGAGACAUCUUUCGGCCCCUGGACAUCCUGAGUGACUUGGACUUGCGGGGCAACGCGCUCAACUGCGACUGCAAGGUGAAGUGGCUAGUGGAGUGGCUGGCACACACCAACACCACCGUGGCCCCCAUCUACUGCUCCAACCCACCCCGCUUCCAGGAGCACAAGGUGCAAGACCUGCCACUGCGGGAGUUUGACUGCAUUACCACGGACUUCGUGCUCUACCAGACCCUGUCCUUCCCGGCAGUGUCCGCUGAACCUUUCCUUUACGCGAGCGACCUCUACUUGGCUCUGGCUCAGCCAGGCGCCAGCACCUGCACCGUCCUGAAGUGGGACUAUGUGGAACGGCAGCUUCGAGACUACGAUAGAAUCCCAGCGCCCUCGGCCGUGCACUGCAAGCCGAUGGUGGUGGACAGCCAGCUGUACGUGGUCGUGGCCCAGCUGUUUGGUGGCUCUUACAUUUACCACUGGGAUCCCAACACCACGCGCUUCACCAAGCUGCAGGACAUCGACCCCCAGCGUGUACGAAAGCCCAAUGACCUGGAGGCCUUCCGUAUCGACGGUGACUGGUACUUUGCUGUGGCCGACAGCUCCAAGGCGGGUGCCACCAGCCUCUACCGUUGGCACCAAAAUGGCUUCUACUCCCACCAGGCCCUGCAUGCCUGGCACCGUGACACUGACCUCGAGUUUGUGGAUGGCGAGGGCAAGCCAAGGCUGAUAGUGUCUAGCAGCUCCCAGGCACCGGUCAUCUAUCAAUGGAGUCGUACCCAGAAGCAGUUUGUGGCCCAGGGAGAGGUGAGUCAGGUACCUGACGCCCAGGCUGUGAAACACUUCCGAGCCGGCCGUGACAGCUACCUGUGCCUCAGCCGCUACAUUGGCGACUCCAAGAUCCUGCGCUGGGAGGGCACCCGCUUCUCUGAGGUACAGGCACUGCCCUCCCGGGGCUCUCUGGCCCUGCAGCCCUUCCUGGUGGGUGGCCGCCGCUACCUGGCACUGGGCAGUGACUUCUCCUUCACCCAGAUCUACCAAUGGGACGAAGGGCGACAGAAGUUUGUACGGUUCCAGGAGCUAGCGGUGCAGGCCCCUCGGGCCUUCUGCUACAUGCCCGCUGGGGAUGCCCAGCUGCUCCUGGCCCCCAGCUUUAAAGGACAGACGCUGGUAUACCGACAUGUUGUGGUGGAUCUCAGUGCCUAGAGGGGUGUCGAGGCCUCUAGGCUCCUCAGGGUGGCACUGGAGGCUAGGUGGGGGCCUCUGAGCAGCAUGUGUGUCUGUGUGAAGUCACACUGGCCAACCUGCAUAUGCACCCUUACACACACACACACACACACACACACGCACACACGCACGCACACACACACACACAGUGAGCCUGCAUAUACACCAUAGCCUGACCUGAGGAAGCCAUUCCUUGUCUCUGUAAUCAGCACGAACUCCUAUAUAUGCACCAGUCACCCAGGUGCCCUAGCCCUCCUGUAUAUGUACACCUGUCCCCACCCCAUAUCUAUAAACCCCAGGGCUCUGCUCCCUUGCUCAUGCUUAGGAGUGAUGGUUUGGGCAUGGAGGGGGCGUGAGCCACAGCCUCCUGCUCUCCAGUUUAGCCUUCCCAUCUUCCAGCCUUUCCUGUGGGUACUCCAGGUGUUCAGUUACCUGUUCGUGCUCCACGCUGCAGCCUCAGCCACAGCCGUCAGCUCCCAAGUGCACCCACGCUUGCUGCGCCCUUUGUGUUUACACAUGUGGACGCUGACGGACACACUCAGCCUGUCACUUGCACAUACCUGUCCACACUCACACUUCCGUAGGUAAACACGUCCCGCUGGGCACACAUGUAGAUGGUGCUGUCCAAAGGGGCUCCCCUCUGUUACUACUUUACUGCUGCUCUUCCUGGAGGGACCCACAGCCCCUUUCUUCCUUUGCUCCCCACAGUGUACACCCCCCGACGGCUGAGAAGGGCAAUUGCAAUUACAUUGGUGAGCCAGGGAGUGCUGGCUUUCUUCUCUGUCCAGAAGCAAUAACAGCAGCAGCCCCUGGGUUCUUCUUACUGGAGUUUCCUUCUGUGACCCUGACUCCCAGCUCACUUGGGGACAGAAGGCCAUCCAGAUGAAAGCUUUUCUUUCUGUAGCUGUUGCUUCCUCAGGGCUGGACCACCCCCUGGCUCACCCCAUCUUUGGGCUGGGGACCCUGAGCUAUGAUUCUCCUUGGUGGGUACAGGAGCCGGGCAAGCCAGGGAACCUGUGAGCCCUGGACCCACCUCUGCGGUUGCCGAGAACGGAGCUUGGGUUCCACUCUAUGGGGGCCCUGGCACCCCACCACUGCCGAGGGCCCACUCCAGGCACACUGUCCUUCUGUGGAGGAUGAGCUGUGGUCAGGAAAGGGGAGGCGGGGUCGCCAGGAGCCCGGAUUCUGCUGCCCUCUGCUGGAUUCUGGGAAGAGCUGCUCCUAGAGGCCAAGGGAGGCCAGUGGAGAGGAGGCAGGGCCCAAAUGGCCAGGACUCUCGGUGGCAGGAUGCCCAGAGGCACUUGGGGGCAAUGCUUUGAUUCACUUGCUUCAAAUAAAAAGCUCCACCCCCCCCCCAGCUCGCAGGCGUCAUCCAGGUGUUUCAUCAGGAACAGGACUAGGCCAUGCUAUAGUUCCUGCUGCACCCAGAGGCCGCCAUCAGCCUGCAGACCCUCUUCCUCCACUCCCUUCCCUGAGGACUGGGCGCCCCCAGGGUCCUCGGGGCUGGGCUCAGGAGUUCCCAGUGAUGACACUCAGUGCCGGGCCAGUGUGACCAGUCUACUGCACCGGGGGCUGACGCCGCCCCGUGUUCCUUCCUGGAACUUAUGUGCUAGGGGCCCACUAAGGCUUGCAUCUGUCCCUCCCCACCUUCCAGCACAUGCCCAGCUCCUCUGGGUGGCAGAUGUCCCCCACUGCCGCCACCUUCCACCUUAAGUGAGGCACCGCGGUGUCCUACAUAACUUCUUGGUCCCUUUUCUCUCCAUAUUUAAUCAGCCAUCAAGUCUCGCCCUUCUUUGUCCCCAAGGUUUUUCAGAUGGGCACGUUCAUUUUGUCUCUUUUCCUGCCUUGUCCAAACCCUCCCUCCUCACCAUGUCUCUGGCCCCCUACACAGCCCUCUGCCAGCCCACUUUCCACACGCCUCUUUCCACUGCGCUCUCCCCUGCUCAGGACCGGCCUUGGCUCCCUGUUCUCUGGGCAAGGAGCCCACAGCUUUCUGCCCACAUUAGGGUCCUGCGCGGGCAGUCAGCAUCCCUCCUCACGUCGGAGAGUGGAGUUGAGAGAGCCCGCAACAACCAACAGUGACAGUGCGGAGUGAGGGAAGUCAAACGGGCUAAGCCAGAGGCAGUGUCCAGGUUCGCCGGGACUAACAGGGGUCUCAGGAACGCACACAGCGGUGUGUCGCAGUGGGGGUGUGGACCUGCGGGACCCCUCUUUCCUUGUCACCCUUCCCAACCCAUGGGUUAGAAUAAAGUAAAGCCUGCUGCUCCCUGUGUGGUUCAGGGACAGGGUCAGGGACAGGAGGUGAGAAAUGACAGCUCCUCAGGCAAAGCAUGCUGGGCCAUGUGACCCUGGACAGGUCACCUCCCUUCUCCAGAUCCUCACUGGCUCCAGGGCCCCUUUCAGCUCUCACACAUUACCCAUGUGUCACAUGUGUGUCACGUGUCACCCUUCAUGUUCUGUCCUUCAGGGAGCACUGGUGGGUGUGGGGGCGGGGUCUGGGCACUCUGGAGCUUUUGGACAGCAGGGGGAACACACAUCUGCUGUCCGGGCUCUGUCUGCACUGCACAGGUGUGCAUUUGGGCUCUGUCCCUUUGCCGGGUGUGAGAUUUCAAGCAAGCCAGCUGAUUUCGCUGGGCCUCAACAUCUUCUGCAAAGCAGAAAAAGUAAACCUACCUUUUUGGAAUCCCAAUUGGACCAGCUUGCUAGUGGGUGAAGGCAUUAUUUUGCCUAUUUAUGUCCCAGUUUGCUCAUCUAUGAAGUGGGUAUAAUCAGACCUACCCAGUGGGGUUAUCGGUCAUGAGAUUUCGGUACAUUAAAGGUAUAUUGACACAUGCAAA
Chinchilla lanigera (long-tailed chinchilla) is the source of this 4748-nucleotide messenger RNA. It is a transcript of the gene Lgi3, whose product is annotated as leucine-rich repeat LGI family, member 3. The record is from RefSeq and is a predicted model, not a curated record. NCBI's taxonomy places the organism in Eukaryota, Metazoa, Chordata, Mammalia, Rodentia, Chinchillidae. Gene Ontology annotation, biological process: regulation of exocytosis. Gene Ontology annotation, molecular function: protein binding. Gene Ontology annotation, cellular component: synaptic vesicle. Bases 244 to 1890 code for a protein of 548 amino acids. The transcript is spliced from 8 exons.